Molecule: messenger RNA, 291 nt
Organism: Paramecium octaurelia
Lineage: Eukaryota; Ciliophora; Oligohymenophorea; Peniculida; Parameciidae
Source: the annotation of a GenBank genome assembly
AUGAAGACUUAGAAUUGUGUAAAAACUGGAAUUUGCAAGAUGAUCUAAUUUAGAUUUCACAAAUACGUAUAAUGGGAUGCGAACUUCAAAAAGAAAAUUUUAGACUUGGAAAAAGGAAAUAGGAAGAAGCUUCAUAAGAUUAUCCAACAUACAACAAAAAUAAGGAGAGACAAGGAAGGUGUUAUUUUGAAUAUCAUGAAAGGAAGUGAGGAGAAUUAGUAAGUCAAUAAUAACAAAGAGAUUAUUCAUUAAUGUAUUGAGAAUGAGAAAAGUUUCUGUCACUACAAUUGA